Messenger RNA from Corylus avellana, 1916 nucleotides. The record is from RefSeq and is a predicted model, not a curated record. Lineage: Eukaryota; Viridiplantae; Streptophyta; Magnoliopsida; Fagales; Betulaceae.
AUGUGUAGAAGAGGGAAACACGGUUUGAAGCGAAAGCACCUUGUUACUUCCUAUGAAAAUAUCUUACAAAGAGACAAACGAGCUAAUGAGACCCCAUUGAAGGUUCAGAGGUCUGAAGCAAAGCGAAGUGAACCCAAAAGCUCCAUUUUCUUCGUUCUCUGCGUCCAAAGAAGGAUCCCUGGGAAUUUUGGAGAAAGGAAAUGGCAACCAAUUCCAAUACCCCACCGAACAGUCCCUGAGCCCAGAGCUCAAGACCUUGAUUUCAUAAACGUUGCACACAGCCACCUAAUUCACUCUGAUUGGGCUAAGCUCAGUUCGUUAUCAACCGGUCUAACACCACUUAGAGUGAAACAUGUAUUGCUCAAGAUUCAGAAGGACCAUGUUCUUUCCCUUGAGUUUUUCAACUGGGCUGGGAUUCAAAAACCCAGUUGCCAUUCCCUCGAAAUUCAUUCCAUAAUUCUCCACAUUCUCACAAAAAACCGGAAAUUCAAAUCUGCAGAGUCCAUUUUGAGGAACAUUAUUGUAUCUGGUUCCAUAGAUGUACCCUCCAAUCUGUUUGAAGAAAUGCUACACUCGUACCGCUUGUGUGAUUCUUCGCCUCGUGUUUUUGAUUCACUUUUCAAGACUUUUGCGCACAUGAAGAAGUUUAGGGAUGCCACUGAUACUUUUUGUCGAAUGAAGGAUUAUGGAUUUUUCCCUACUAUUGAGUCGUGUAAUGCCUACAUGAGCUCUUUGCUUGAUUUGCACAGGAUGGAUAUUACUUUGGCAUUCUAUAGAGAAAUGAGGCGUCAUAGGAUUUCGCCAAAUGUUUAUACUCUUAAUAUGGUCAUGUGCGCUUACUGUAAAUUAGGAAAAUUGGAGAAGGCUCUUGAGGCAUUUAGGGAGAUGGAGAGCAUGGGUUUUAGACCGAAUACUGUGUCUUAUAACACAUUGAUUGCAGGACAUUGCAGUAAGGGUCUGUUGAGCUUUGCAGUAAAGUUUAAAAACUCAAUGGAAAGGAGUGGGGUGCACCAGGAUGUGGUUACAUUUAACACGCUUAUCCAUGGAUUUUGCAAGGAAGGGAAAUUACAUGAAGCUAAUAGAGUUUUCAUUGAGAUGAAGGUCGCGAAUGUUACUCCUAAUAUUGUGACCUACAAUACCUUGAUAAAUGGGUAUAGCCAAGUGGGUAAUAGUGAGAUGGGCAGCAAGCUUUAUGAGGAGAUGUUGAGGAAUCAAGUUAAGGCUGAUAUUUUAACGUAUAAUGCCUUGAUAUUUGGACUAUGCAAGGAGGGUAAGACAAAGAAAGCGGCAUAUCUGGUUAAGGAACUUGAUAAGCAUAACUUAGUGCCAAAUGCCUCAACGUUUUCUGCCCUUAUUUGUGGUCAGUGCAUGAGAAAGAACUCCGAGCGUGCCUUUCAAAUAUAUAAUAGCAUGUUAAGGAGUGGUUGCCAUCCAAAUGAGCAUACUUUCAAAAUGUUGGUAUCGACUUUCUGCAAAAAUGAGGACUUUGAUGGAGCAGUCCAAGUCUUGAAGGAAAUGUUUGAGAGAUCAAUGGAUCCUGAUUCAGGCAGCUUAUCUGAGAUUUGCAGUGGGCUUUGCCAGUGUGGAAAAAUUCAAGAGGCAAAGAUGUUAUGUAGUGAGAUGGAAGCUAGAGGUCUUAUGCCAGCAGGCUUUGACAAAUCCAAAACCACCAACUUUGGUGCCUAGCAUGAGAAGAAAGCAUUUGGAGGUAAAUGCUAAGGUUGUAUGCACCUAAGCUUUCCAUGUAACAUAUAAAGGUUGUGUUGUUGACUUGUUGUAAAUUGACCUCUUCUUGCACCUGAUCUCACCUUGUAACUUUCAAAUCUUAGCUUUUAGUGGGAAAUACACUUACUUUGAGAGCAAAACUAAAGCAAGUUGUAUAAUAUUCCAUUGUUUUAUUUGUACUGAGAAAAUAA